AUGAAAAGAGUCGCCUUAACAGCCCAAAGGGGCGCCCGGCCAAAGGUCUCGAUCUGUCAAUUGUGUCAAUUCUCGACUUCUGUCCGUCGCGGUCUCACUCUCGAGCGACCAACUCCCGAAAGUCGAUCCCAGGCCUCCGAUCUCCGCCUACAGGAGUCGAAGCGCAGUAGCCGGUUGACUUUGAACUCUCCCUUACUCAAUGCGCGCCGAUAUGCUUCCGCUUCAGCCCAGACGAACCCAAAGGUGGCAAUUAAAGAGAUCGCGCAGGAUGCAUCUGCCGUGCACAAAUCGGACGCCGUGCCUGCCAACGAGGUAGUGUUAGAAUUGCUACAAAGAUGCCAGCGAGUUGCCGAAUCCCUGGUCUCGCCAUCGUAUCAAAGCGAGGGGCCAUCAACCGGCAAGGGCAAUGCGAUCUCUUCCCUACUGGACCUGGAGGAGAAGCAAAACGCCGCAAAGAGCAAAGGUCAGGCACAGUCCUCACAACAGCCUGACCCACAACUCGCAGAGUCGCUCUCACAGAUCGCCAAUGCACUUCUGAAGGAUGAGAAGGUCUUCAUUUCACCCGAAGCCCUGGAGUGCUACACCGAGACACAGACCCUCCUACGCCGGGCCGAGCACUUCCCGGAGAUCUUCCACCUCUACGCCAACAAACCCGUACCAGAGGAGAAAAGCUCCCCAGUGAAGUUCAUCAAAGCCAACCCGAAGAGCGUCAACAGCGCCAUACCCGCCGAGCUAGCCAACAAGGCCCUGGAAGUUGCCAUCGCGCAGAAAAACCUGUCGCUAGUAUUAGCCAUCAUCGACAACACCUUCUGCGCACCGGCCUUCCACCGCGCAAAGGUCUUCAAAAAAGCAGGUGUCCCACUGGCCGGUCUGGCUGCUGCCCCUGCUGCAUGCUACGCCGUGGCAUCGUGGGCAGCCACAUUCCAAAACACAAUGGAUCCAAAUGUCGCGACUGGAAUCGCGUUCGCUGCGACGCUUGCUUAUGUCGGUGGUACUUCGUCCAUGGGUAUCUUGGCCAUUACCACGGCUAAUGAUCAGAUGGAGCGUGUUGUAUGGAUCCCUGGUAUCCCUCUGCGUCAACGGUGGUUGCGUGAGGAGGAACGCGCUGCUAUGGAUAGAGUUGCUGUUGCGUGGGGUUUCAAGGACCCUUAUAUGCGUGGUGAAGAGGUCGGUGAGGAGUGGGAGAGUCUGCGUGAGUUUAUUGGUAUGCGAGGCAUGAUUCUGGAUAAGACGGAACUCAUGCAGGGUAUGGAGUGA
Messenger RNA from Penicillium canescens, 1257 nucleotides. RefSeq lists its product as uncharacterized. The transcript has a single exon. The coding region runs from base 1 to 1257 and encodes 418 amino acids. The record is from RefSeq and is a predicted model, not a curated record. Lineage: Eukaryota; Fungi; Ascomycota; Eurotiomycetes; Eurotiales; Aspergillaceae.